GUGUAUAGCAAUCUAUAGAAGUAGAUGAAGGGAAAAUGGUUCCGCAUGUUGUUGCAUCUUGUGCUUGCAAAGGUAUUCGGCACUGUCUUCUGUGUGAGGAAUUGAAAGAAAGUCGCUUACAGGAAGAGAAGAUUGUGCAUCUUUUCUUCUAUGACCCUGAGAGAAAGUUAGCCGUUCGCAAUGAUGCAGAGCCUUCGUUUUUUCCCUUUCCUGGGGUGUUCCUAUGGGAGAACUUCCUGUCCGAGGAGGAGGAGACAGAGCUGAUAAGCAGCAUGGAUCAGGAUGUCUGGAAUCCGUCCCAGUCUGGUCGCAAGAAGCAGGACUUUGGCCCAAAAGUGAACUUCAAGAAGAAGAAGGUGCGCCUUGGCAGCUUUAGUGGACUUCCCGGUCUGAGCCAAAAACUAGUCCUCCGAAUGCAGCAAGAGACAAAUCUGGCAGACUUCCAACCUGUGGAACAAUGCAAUCUGGACUACCAUCCUCAGCGAGGCUCCGCCAUUGACCCCCACCUGGACGACUCCUGGCUGUGGGGGGAGCGCCUGGUCACCGUCAACAUGCUGUCCGACACCACGCUAACCAUGUCGCUGGAGCAGGGUCUCCCUCUGUUGGGACUGGUUGAGGAGGUGAACGUUGCCGUGCCGCUCCCACGCAGAUCUUUGGUAGCAUUGUACGGAGAGGCACGCCAUCGCUGGAAGCACGGAAUCCUCCGAAAGGACAUCCAGCAGCGCAGAGUUUGCAGCACCUACAGAGAGCUGUCUGCAGAGUUCCACGCCGGGGGGCAGCAGGCUGAGCAGGGGGCUCGGCUUCUUGACGUGGCUUUAAGCUUCAAGGGAACUCCAGUUUAGAUGCUGCAGAUAAGCCACAGACUUAACUGAUGCACACUCUUCUAACAUUUAAAUGAGCCCUCCAGGCACUGUGCGUCUAUUUGAUGUAAGACACGUGAAACACAAACAGCACCAAGUUCUUUUUUAAUUAGAGUCUAAUGCCUUCUUUUCCACACGUUGUACAUUUCUAUCAUUGAAUUAAUAAAGUGUUUUUAUUCAUUUACAACUAUCAUUGAACAUGUCAUUUACAUAUUUUGUUCAAGGAACAAGUAUAUUUGGUAGUUGGGUUCAUUAAAUGCAAAUAUGUUUCAUAACUUAUGUAACAGCAAACCUCUUUGUUGAAGCUUUUUUUGUGUGCAUUUAGAACAAUAAUGUAUCGUUUAAUUUACAGUACAUAUUUUGCAAAAGGAACCAGAGUGUGCUGCACUAAUACAAGCAUCCCAAUGACAUACAAUUAAAAAGUAACACACGCAUGUUAUGUAAACCAGCAGCGUCCAGACGUUUUUGAAAAAUGUGAGGAUGUAAGGAUAUUUUUUUAUAUCUUGUUUGUCUGUUUAAAAAGGUUUAAAAAUAUAAAACAUUUAAAGACCAAGCUUUGUGUUAUUAUUCAUUAUUUGUAUGAACAUUUCAGCUUUAUCCUGUGUGGGGUUUUUUUUACCUUUUUUGCCACGACUCUGAAGUGCACUUCCAAUUCGCCAGCCUCCAAUUUCAUUGAAGGUGGUAUUAACCUAAUAUGCAGUGUGACUGUUUGUCCACUGAUUGUCUGUUUUUUAUGAUGUGAAAACAGUUUAGGUAAGACAUUACCAGACACCCACUAUUGUUUUUGUGAAACAUUCUGUUUGUGAAAAUGCAAUAAAGGCACAUUUAUACGUUUUUUUUCUUUUUUUUUUUUUUUUACAUUAACCCAUGACCAUGCGCUGUUCGAAAACCACUGGACCUAGACUUCUCAUAUCUGGACUGGAUGUAUCUACAGACCUUGAAAGUUCAUAAACACACAGUUUCUGAUUUGUGAAAAAUUUAUUCUAUUUGUGAAAAUGCAACAAAGACACAUUUCUCUAUGUUUUGAGCCUCUAGCGGUUAGACGCUCAAAACAGAGAAAUGUAGAGUUUUAUAAGACAUCUUCGCCACCGCACUUCCGCGCUGUCAUUGCCCCCAGUGUUUUUUUUUUUUUUCAAUUUUGUAUAUUAAAUGGAAAGGU
Dunckerocampus dactyliophorus (ringed pipefish) is the source of this 2019-nucleotide messenger RNA. It is a transcript of the gene alkbh4, whose product is annotated as alkB homolog 4, lysine demthylase. Gene Ontology annotation, cellular component: contractile ring; midbody. Lineage: Eukaryota; Metazoa; Chordata; Actinopteri; Syngnathiformes; Syngnathidae. Gene Ontology annotation, biological process: actomyosin structure organization; oxidative demethylation; protein demethylation. The record is from RefSeq and is a predicted model, not a curated record. Gene Ontology annotation, molecular function: actin binding; oxidoreductase activity; demethylase activity. The transcript is spliced from 3 exons. Bases 36 to 842 code for a protein of 268 amino acids.